AUGCCUAAGCAUUUUCUUCCAAAAGACUCAAACGAUCUUGUUAACCAUUGUUUGAAAGCUUAUAUUUAUGAAAAUGAUAGCUUAUCCCUUUUAGAAAAGGAGAAAGUAGUUUUCAACAAUAAGCAUGAUCUGAAAAAGGUCACCUUAAUUAGUGGUGGUGGUUCAGGGCAUGAACCAGGGUGGAUUGGCUUUGUUGGAUCUGGUAUGUUAACAGCAUCAGCACAAGGUGAUAUUUUUGCAAGUCCAAACUAUAAAAAUAUCAAGUCCGCGGAGAAGGCUACACAUUCAGAGGCUGGUACUAUAUUUCUUAUUACAAACUAUACAGGGGACAAUCUUUAUUUUGGUAUGGCAGCCCAAGAGCUUAUUUCAAAGUUUGGUGAGUCAAAAAUUAGGUUGCUUCGUACUACUGAUGAUGUUGCUGUCAGUAGAACCACUGGAAAGCUUGUCGGUCGCCGAACAUUAGCCGGUUGUAUCUUUAUUAUGAAAAUUUUAGGUGCAGCAAGUGAAAAGGGUUAUAACAUUGACCAAAUCUAUAAUUUAGGUAUUUCUGCUAACAAGUGCAUUGCUUCUGUCAAUGCUGGGCUAGAUCACACCCAUAUUCCUGGACAUGCAAACAAUGCAGAUUAUGGUAAAUUAGAAGAGAACCAAAUAGAAAUUGGCCUUGGUAUACACAAUGAGCCUGGUGUUAUGAAAACAAAGAAUAUACCUUCCAACGAAGAACUCAUACCUGAUUUAUUAAAGCUAAUUCUUGAUAAAAAUGACAAGGAGAGAGGCUUUUUAGACUACGAUGAUAAUGAUCAAUUUAUUUUACUAUUCAAUAAUCUUGGUGGUUUACCUGUUAUAGAGGAAAAGGCCUUAUUAUAUUGUACUAUAAAGAACCUUGCUGAUUCUUAUAAUAUAAAGCCAUCUAGGGUUUAUUCUGGAUCUUAUAUAACAUCUAUUAAUGCUCCAAUUUUCACAAUCUCAUUGUUCAAUGUUACCAAAGCUGCUAAUAAUGAUUUUACUGAACGAACUAUUUUUGAUCUCUUUGACGCUCCAACAGAAGCGACAAAUUUUCCGAAGAAUCACUACGUUCUGUCUCAAAUUUUAAAUCCUGAAAGUAGAAUUAUUGAUAAUUUCCAAGGGUAUGAAGAGCUUGAUGAAAGUAUAGACAUUAAGCGGGAUAUUACGUAUGAUUCUUCUGUGCUCGAAAGAAUAAUUCGUAAGGCAGCACAGAACAUAAUUGAUAAAGAACCAGAAAUAACCGACUGGGACACUAAGAUGGGAGAUGGAGAUUGUGGAACUACCUUAGAAACUGGUGCAAGGGCAAUUAUUAAAUCAUUAGAUAAUGGUGUGGCCGAAAGUGGUUCAUUAAUAAAUGUUCUUCAUGCUAUUCUUAAAGUCUUAAAAGACGAUAUGGGCGGUACGCUAGGUGCUAUUCUUUUUAUUUUCAUGAAGGCCUUUAUCAAUAAACUUGAAACUAACCUUAAUGGCGAUAUCAGUGAUAAUAAUGAUAUCAUUGCUAUCGCCUUAGAUCAUGGGAUUGAUACCUUAGGUGAAUUUACAAAAGCAAGAGAAGGUCAUAGAACAGUUAUGGAUGUCUUAAUCCCAUUUUGUCGUUCAUUUUCUGAAUCUAAGGAUAUUCAUUUGGCAGUUGAAGCAGCAAGAAAGGCAGCAGAGGGUACUAGAAGACUUCGUCCAAAGUUGGGCCGUGCCACAUAUGUGGGUGGGGUGUCAGAGAAAACAGAAUUUCCACCAGAUCCUGGUGCCUAUGGGGUGUAUGAGAUACUUGCCGCCUUAAGCGAAUAG
Messenger RNA from Debaryomyces tyrocola, 1788 nucleotides. The record is from the annotation of a GenBank genome assembly. NCBI's taxonomy places the organism in Eukaryota, Fungi, Ascomycota, Pichiomycetes, Serinales, Debaryomycetaceae.